UUUGUUGGUCAGCAAGGUGGCUUGCCAUCCACCGAGAUUGUUUCUCCAGUUGCAAUCGAUUGACAAUGUGGUAGUGAAAAAGUACUUCUGACAAAGACCGUCAGAAUGUACUUUUUCCAUGCCAUCAAGGAUGUAUCAGUUAGUUACUGCAGCUGUAAGCCCUUGGCAGAAGCAUUAAUUUUGAUGGGUAUGUUUCCUGCUUCGCCCACAGACCCCAAAAAUGCCAUUCAUUUGGGUUUGUUGGGCUAUUUUAAUGAAGUUCGAAACACCUUGAAGUCUUCUUCUGAGGGUAUUACAAAUUUGUAUAAGAACUUACAAGAAAAUCCACUGACAUCUUUGUCAGUGAACAAUUUCCGUACUGUAUUUAAUAUGUACAACAAGGUCAUUUUGUUGACAGACGAAAUGGUCAACGAGCGAUCUUUGUUGAAAGAUCAGGCGAUGUGCUGUCCUGCUUGUCCUAGUAGGGACUCCAUUCACCCUAUGGAUCGCAUUUUCAUUACUAUGGAUGGGUGCUUUAGUAUGAAAUGUAAGUCGAAAGCAAGUCCUCUUGAUCAACUUAAUUUGGUCAACACCGUGGAGAACGCUUGGGUGAAGCCUGAAUGUGUUGAUCUUUAUAAGAAGGAAAAAGCUCCCAAAGACGCUCUCAUGAAUGAGAACACAUUCAGAGCUGCAGGUAAUGGCGCCUCAUACAAGUCAAAGUUGUAUCCCGUAAAAGGAAUUUUUACGGCUUCAUGCGCGCGCCAUGACCUCACCCUAAAGAUGGUGGAUAUGGAUAGUGGUGAAGGAUUCAAAUAUCCACUAUCAGUUCUCCACGAGCUGUUUCAGGAGGACAAGGACAGCCUUGUUACGCCCGUUAAUUUGAUGUACGACAUCAUUUGUGUCUUGGAGAAGUGGUUGACGACUCACUUCCCGUACUUGACUGCUAACGGCACUCUUGCACUCCCCGUUUUUCAUGCUUAUGCGCAUGUUAUUAGCUGUCAGUCCAGCUUUAAUCCUAAAAACAUUGAAUCGUACGGCAGGACUGACGGCGAGGCAUCGGAACGUUUAUGGUCUUCACUCAGACCAUUCGUCACCAUUACACGUCCGAUGUCUCAGGCCAACAGAAGGCUGACUCUUACGUUGGCCAUCCGCCAUCGUAACAUGGAAAAAAAAUGGGGAAUCGCAAGUGUCUUGUACGGGAAGUACAAAAGUACGAAGAAGAUCCUGGCGGCAGGAUUAGUGAAGUUGAAGGAUGUCAACCAGGAGGAGAUUUCGUUGGCUUGGGAGAGGCAUCUGGCGUUGACUCGAAGCGGCAAGUCGUGCAGCAAAAUCUGGAGUGAUUUGCCACCAUCAUUGGGAUCUGUAACAAGAUUUUAUCUUUUGGAGUCGAUCUUGUUCAGAUUUAGAGUUAAAAUGUACGAAAACUCUACCGGUACCAGUAAUGCAGCCAUUGACAGAUUAGAUGGUGUAUUAACGGUAUCGGCCAGUGAUGGUAGUAUCAAGGUAGCUGGGGAGACCUUCUUCAUGCAACAAAUCAAAGACAUCGAGAAGAAGCAGGAGAAGGUCCUUGAUGAAAUUAGGCAAACAAUACCUAAUUUCGUACCCCACGCCUACGCCGACUUGUCCGCUGAAACAGCCCAGCUCUCCCUUGGAUCUUGGGAAGAUUUCGUCCAACGAAAAAAGUUGCUUUUCAAGGAUGCUAUGCGCGCCAACCUGCAAGCUUACAAGUUUACCACCAACUUGAUGUUCAAAUCUGGACAUAUUGGUAAGUCCUAAUUUUUUGUUUGUUGUUAUACUUAAAUUCUAAAUAUUGUAAUACGUUAUAAGGUACAAAGCUUGCAGGUCAACAUGGCAAGGCCCUUGGAAAGCAACGAAAACUCCUGGAUGACCUCCUGGACAUCUACAACCAGGAAUUCC
Messenger RNA from Mucor mucedo, 1896 nucleotides. RefSeq lists its product as uncharacterized. The coding region runs from base 106 to 1755 and encodes 549 amino acids. The record is from RefSeq and is a predicted model, not a curated record. NCBI's taxonomy places the organism in Eukaryota, Fungi, Mucoromycota, Mucoromycetes, Mucorales, Mucoraceae. The transcript has 11 exons.